Vicia villosa (hairy vetch) is the source of this 961-nucleotide messenger RNA. RefSeq lists its product as uncharacterized. The coding region runs from base 235 to 645 and encodes 136 amino acids. NCBI's taxonomy places the organism in Eukaryota, Viridiplantae, Streptophyta, Magnoliopsida, Fabales, Fabaceae. The record is from RefSeq and is a predicted model, not a curated record. The transcript has 3 exons.
AAAUAUCUAUUCAUUCAUUCAUUCAUUCACCCUACUUGGCCUCUGUUUCAUUUCUCUCUUUCAAACCACACACACUCACUCUCUUUUCAAUCUUUUCAUUGUUUCAUGCUCUAGAGUUUUUUUCAGUGCUUUAGCAGAUUCCGUUUUUGAAUUUAUCACUACUACUUAUUCUCCUCCUCCUUUCUGAGAUCCUUGUUUGCAUGAUUGCGGCUUUUCUGGAAAUUUUAAGAUAACAUGGGUAGAGGUAGAGGAAAGGGUAAAAAGCUAUCUGUUACUAACCAAGAUGAUAUCAUAAGCGGUGAAGACGAAAAGGUUCCAAUACAGAAGAAAAGAGGGAGGCCGCAGAAACCGAUAAAGGACGACUUUGACGAAGAAAUCGAGAAAAUAGAAGAUAUUAACGGUGAGAAUGUUAAGAAUGGAGUAUCUAACAAAGAGGUGAAAAGUCCUACAGCAACAGAACUUGCAAGGAAAAGGAAAAGAAAUCUACAGGUGAAAGAGAAAUUAGAUUCAGUUGAGGAAGAAAAUGGCGUUGGAAGCCGAUCAAGCACGGAGGAAUCGACAAAAACCAACGGAUUUAGGCAUAACGGAAGCAGACGCAAAAGCACACCUCGUAGAGCUGCUGAAGCUGGUGUGCAGUGCAAGUAAGAUAGUAACGAAAGUUGCGCGACAACUUUCUUCCUUUUCAUAUUACAGGCUAAAAUAUGACAUAGGAAGUGAGGCCUAGAAAUCUUUGAUUUACCUGUUUUUGAAUCUUUAUCCUUAGUUUUAUUUUCCUUUUUGAUUUGGUGGGACUGGUUUGAGGGUUUCCAUUUGGUGAUUCCCUAACAUUAAUGUCAAUCAUGAAUUUGAGAUUUUAGUUGUAGUUUUUUAUUAACAAUUUGAAUUCAAAUCCUUUCUACUUUGACUUUCAACUUAUUUUUGAGGUUGAUGAGAAAAAGGUUUGAUUACACUUCAAUUUCAA